AUGUUACCUUUGCUCAGGAGUUCAUAAACCUGGAUGGCAUCUCACUCCUCACUCAGAUGGUAGAAAGUGGCACUGAACGAUACCAGAAGUUACAGAAGAUUAUGAAGCCUUGCUUUGGAGACAUGCUGUCCUUCACUUUGACGGCCUUUGUGGAGCUAAUGGACCAUGGCAUCGUGUCAUGGGAUACAUUCUCAGUGGCGUUCAUAAAGAAGAUAGCAAGCUUUGUGAACAAGUCCGCCAUAGACAUCUCAAUCCUACAGCGGUCCUUAGCCAUUUUGGAGUCAAUGGUUCUCAACAGCCAUGACCUCUACCAAAAGGUAGCACAGGAGAUCACCAUUGGCCAACUCAUCCCUCAUCUUCAAGGGUAAGCAUGCUAGGCACUCUUGUGCCAUGUUUCUGGAAAACCAUCACCAUGAUGGCCUGGUAAACACCGCGUAUUGGUUUAGUUACAUGCACAAAAAAGUUUUGAUUUGGUACCAAACCAGGUGCUACUCUUCUCUGUCAUCACGCUGAAAUGG
Molecule: messenger RNA, 518 nt
Organism: Peromyscus leucopus (white-footed mouse)
Lineage: Eukaryota; Metazoa; Chordata; Mammalia; Rodentia; Cricetidae
Product: engulfment and cell motility protein 1-like
Exons: 4
Coding region: 57-368 (103 amino acids)
Source: RefSeq, a predicted model, not a curated record